UGUUUGAAAGCGAGCGAGAGAGAGAGAAAGAGAUGUUGUUGUUCUGCUGUCAGUGUAAAGUCACUUUUCUCUAUUAAUACUGAAUGAGCGCAGUUGGGAUUUCUUUCCUGUUGUUUCGGAUGUUUAACAGCAGCUUUGUUUGAGUCGGACACUUUUGGUUUUUGGAGAAAUAGCCACAUUGACAGUCCAUCAGUGAGACAGAGAGUGUUGUCCAGGACUUUGCUGUUCUGACCUGCGUCCUCUCAGUCCAUCCAGAGACAGCAGAUGCAGCGGAGGAGUCAAACUACGCAUUAAAAACAGACGGAGUGAGCCUGGAUCUCGACCUCAUUCCUGGCAUUCUACAAAGCUGGGCGACGGCCCUCAAGACUCAGACAGCAUGAUGCAGGUCACCCAGGGUGGUGUGGGAGCCCCCUGGCACCAGAGCUACCACUCCAGUGCUUCCACCACAGACCUAUCAGGAUUUGAGACGGGAUUUCUUAGGAAGAGCCCUGAUCAGUAUAGUUCCCGGGGCAGCAUGGAAAGCCUUGACCACAGUCACCCAGCUUACAGCUCCUGCUAUCAUCUAUCAUCCUCGAAAUCAUCCAGCAGCAUCGAUCAUCUACACAACAAGCGGGAUUCUGCAUACAGCUCGUUCUCCACCAGCUCCAGUAUCCCAGAGUACCUUGCAGCCACACCAUCAUUUAACAAGGAAAGGUCCUAUUCCAUGGAGAAUGUUCCACAGAGGGAAGGGAUGCAGCAGGCGGAUAUACGCUACGUACGCACUGUGUAUGACAACCAACAGGGGGUGUCUGAGGAGCACGAGAUCACCUCUGCAGCUCUAAUGAGAACCAAUGACAGCAGAGCACGGUCUAAAAGUGGCAUAAUCUGUCAUCGUGGCAGCAGUAGUAGUGAAAGCAGUGGGAGUAGUGGAAGCACUUCCAGCUCACAACGGCAGAGUUUUGGGCCAGUCUGGGAUCCAAUGCACAGCCGGCACUCCUUUGAGAACCUAAAGGGGGCACCAGCUCCCCCAUUACGCAGUGACAGCUAUGCAGCAUUUCGCAAUCACGAACGUCCAAACUCUUGGUCGAGUCUUGAACAUGCUCGGUCACAAAGGGCACUUUCAAAGGGUUUCUGGCAACACUCUAGUGGUUCUGUGGCAACAGGAAAGUCCUCAUUUGGAGCUGAAGGUCAGUUGCAUACAGUGAUUGAAAAAAGUCCUGAAAGUAGCCCCACAACCAAACCCAAGCAAGGCAUUCCUCAGCCCGCACAACCUGGCCGCUUCAUGUUACCAACUGGCGUCUACCCUGUUCCUCCUCCAGAGCCUCAUUUUGCACAAAUCCCAACCAGCAACCCUAAUUCUGGUAGUGUAUACCCAGCACUGGCCAAGGAGAGCAAGCACAACAAUCACUGUGACCGCUUGGGUGGACUUGUAAAAGAGGACAGGCUCGCCGCUGAAAACGGAUACCAAAGCAAUGCUCCCACGCUGAACCCUGUCCAAACACUUCCUUUGGCAGAACCUAGGCUUUCUGAUAGAGUUCAAGAUGACUCACAAGUCAAACCUAGUUUUUAUAGGCCUCAUUUUCAACCACAAAUGCAGAAGUCACAGACCCCUCAUGUUCCCCUAGAGAGGAGAGACCCUUACACCCCUGUGCAACCAAGAGGAGAGAGGCAAAGGUAUUCUGUUGAUUCAGUUUACGACAACUACAGGCCAGCUCGAAAUGAAGAACAAAACAAAACUAAUGAGGAAACUGUCCAUCCAGACCCAAUACACUCUGGAAAAAUUGUACAGGGACAAGUUGCUCAAACAUAUGGAGGAAAUUUCAUUCAGACUCAAGGAAAUGACAACAUAGUCAAACCUUCAAUGCACUACAGUGACUCUAGUGCUCUCCGGCAGAGAGGUCAAGACUUGGAUAACCCCCUGACCAGACUGGAGAAUGCACUUGCAGAGGUUCAGCGAUGUGUAAGUCCUGAAAGUACAACCAGCCAUUGCAGUUUUCAGAGUGAGCGUAGCAUGUCAGUCCUGGAGAAAGUCAGUCAUUUUGAGAGACAGCAAGUCAAACCUCGCAGUCAGAGCAGCCUGUCCCAUUAUGGAUCCACACCUCGGCUGAACCAACCAGCGAGACCCUCCAGUGCCAAGGGUUCCUUUUCUGGUAAGGACGGUGUGCGCACCAUGUUGGAGAGAAGCAACAGCUCAGUUACUGAGAGUUACCAGAGAACUGAGAGCUAUGAUGGACAUGCUGAUAUGCAGCAGGAUUUCCAUACAAGACGUGGGAGUAGUGAUCAAAUACAAUAUCACCAGCAACAAGACCCUACAGUCACUCAGAAGAAGUAUCUUCAAAGGAGUAAGAGCACCUUUCAGCUUGGUGAGGGUAAUGGUAAAGGAGAUAUUCAUGACAUGUUGGGUGCUAUUCAAGACACAUCUUUUAACAGAGCAUACAGAGACAGCCUUAAAGAUGCCCAGUCUAAGGUUUUGAGAUCAACUUCCUUCAGAAGGCGUGACUUUGGUGUUAACCCUCCACCAGUACCAGCCAAGCACAUGUCCCUAGAGCGAAAAGGAACCAAUACAAGUCCCAAAGCAGUUACAACAUCACCACACACUCCAAAAGAACGCCAUGUUGUUCCUGUUGAAGCACAAAACAGAACCACUCCUCCUGAACUCCCCAGUGUCCCAGCUGUUGGACCCCCAGUUUUGCGGAUUUGUGGACGCAAACGGUUCACAAUGGAGCAAAAGAAACGAUCAUAUUCUGAGCCUGAAAAUAUGCAUGAAGUUGGAGUGACUCAGGAAAUCAAUCAAGUUGAGAGGAGGGUUCAACAGCAGUUUCUGUCAAGUGAGACAAGUGUUGCAGACCGGCGCAGAAUGUUUGAGCAGGUGGCAAACCGUAAUGCUGACCCUAGACUGUUCUCCUCUAGGCCCGAUUUGAAGCAAAUGCAGCAAGAUGCUCUUGUCGAGUACAUGGAGCGUAAAACGGGUAGAAGAAUAGAUGGACGCCCAAACCGCCCACAAAGUGCUUAUAUACAGUCCACUUCAUCUUCUGCAGACUCACGGAGCCUCAGCUCCACCCCAAGUCUGUCCUCUUUGCAGGAGCCAGGAUAUGAUGGUCUCUCUGGUGGUAUUCGUAAAGCCUCCACCCUUCCAGCAGGAAUGCAAAGCAACUUUUACCCAAAUAGGGCCACUCAAAUUCACAGUAGGCUUGAGGUUUUUGGCCAUCAGUCACAAGUCGCAUAUCCUGAAUCUCAUAAACCAGGCCCAGCCCUAACUAGACAUACCCUUCCGCAGCACCUUGAAGUUUUUGAAAGAGCCACCACAGCCAGAACCUCAGGGAGGUCAGCUUCAGCUGAGGAUUUGCUGGACCGUAGUGAAGAACGUCCCAUUCCUCAACACUUCAGAUCAAAGUCAUCUCCAGUGGAAAACGUUAGUCAGGACUUUUCAGCGAGAGACCUUCAGUUACUUAGAGGUUCCUCCAAGAAUUUCUCAGAAAACAGGCUGUUGGCGAACAUGGGACCUAAACAGCCAUCAAUUUCAACACGUAUGGAGAGGAGUUACCAGCUAAACCAAGGUCCAGUACAGCAAAAUGCACCAGUGUUGAGACGAGAGCGUCAGAGAUAUUCGGACCGGCCUAGAGCACAAAGUGCAUCUGGUCUAGCUGCAUCUGUAGGACUUCCUUGCCCUUUAACCUCUCCAGGCACUAACACCCACCCCGACUGGCAAAACGGAGACAGACUGUGUCAACCAAACCUAGACUCUAUUGCAUUUCCAGAAACUGGCCCACAAAAUCAGAAGAGUCCGUCCACAGCACCAGGAAUGAUUCGGCAAAACUCCAACGACACCAGUACUUCUGAAGACACCCUGAAGGAUUUCCCAUGUCUGGUCAACACUCCAUCACCACCAACUUCAUCAUCCAGCUCAAAACUUUCCAUAAGUCCAGUCUCCCCAACAAAACCACUUCUCUCUCUUCGCAUCUCAGAGUCUAGCCUUCACAAUAUGCACAACAUAGCUAGGUCUCAAGAUGAUGAUGAAGUGUUUAUAGCUCCACCAACACCUUCUCCUCCACCACCACCACUGCCUUAUAGAGAAAUAGAGAUUAUGGAGGAUUUCCCACCUCCUCCACCUCUUACACCUCCAGUCGAUGAGGAUGUGGGUCUGACUGAGAUUUCACAGCAUCCAUUACAUCCCAUCAGCAGCGAUGAGAAUCUGACAAAUGCAACAGCCCAUCCAGAGCCUGAACCACCAACAACUAACAGCUCGACUCCACCAGUUAGUCCUUUAGAGCUGGAUGCCUCUGAGAUAUUGGGGUCAGACUGUCAUCUUCUGUCCCGGAGAGAGCGGACACACACAGAGCGGCUCGUGGAGACUUUAGCCAGAGAGCUGGUGAAGCAUGACAAAUCGCUGACCUCACUUCUGGACACCUGGGCUGGUAAAACCACACUGGACCUGAUGGAGGACAUCUUCCCUUCACACAGGACAAGCAGCGGGCAUCUGGACAACAGGGCUCAAGAUAUUGCAGAUUCUCAGACGCCUCCUAGAAAAAUGGAAACCAACCUGGACGAUGAAGAAGCUUAUUUGAAUCAAAAGAAGCAUUUUUUAGAUCUUAGCACAAAAACACACACACACACACACACACACACACAC
Danio rerio (zebrafish) is the source of this 4609-nucleotide messenger RNA. RefSeq names its product shroom family member 3 (gene shroom3). Gene Ontology annotation, cellular component: cytoskeleton. The record is from RefSeq and is marked provisional. Gene Ontology annotation, molecular function: actin filament binding; actin binding. Lineage: Eukaryota; Metazoa; Chordata; Actinopteri; Cypriniformes; Danionidae.